Molecule: messenger RNA, 1239 nt
Organism: Nematolebias whitei (Rio pearlfish)
Lineage: Eukaryota; Metazoa; Chordata; Actinopteri; Cyprinodontiformes; Rivulidae
Gene: sspn
Product: sarcospan (Kras oncogene-associated gene)
Exons: 3
Coding region: 191-862 (223 amino acids)
Cellular component (GO): dystrophin-associated glycoprotein complex; sarcolemma
Source: RefSeq, a predicted model, not a curated record
AAAUGUUUUCCAUAUUAGUUCAGAGCCGUGUCUGUUUUCAAACAGCAGCUGAGCUGGGCUUGGUGAAAAAAGCAGGCAGGGAGGGUGAGAGGCAGCCAGCAGUCAGACUCGCCCACUCCAAAGAGAGUAACAGGAAGAAAAAAGUGGUGAAGACAAAACAGAGAGAAGAGAGUGGAAGCCUGGAGGAAGAAUGGGACAGGGACAGAAAGGUUUCAAAGACAAGAAGGGGAGCAAGAGGAGGGAUGACAGCCCGCCACCAGAGGACGGUGAUAAGUGCAGAGUGUGUCGUUUCCCUCUGCUCGUCGCCCUGCUGCAGCUCCUGUUGGGGGUGGCUGUCACAGCCAUGGCCUUCCUCACGUUGGCUAUCAGCCCCUCGCUCCUGGCCAGGGAGACGCCUCACUGGGCUGGGAUCAUUCUUUGUUUAGUUUCCAUCCUGGGUUUCAUCCUCUACUGUAUCAACUAUCAACCCGAUGAACGGUCAUCUCUGCAGUUCAUCGUAAAGCUCCUGUACUUCAUCUUGUGCACCACUGGCCUGGUCAUCUCAGUGCUGGUCGUGGCGUUUGCUGGACACCAUCACUCGCAGACCAGCAGCCUCAUCUGUGAGCAGGAGGGAGGAGACUGCAUGUGUGUACUGGAUCAGGACGACCCAAUCGCUCGCACCUUCAUCUACGAGGACGUCAGUGACUGCGAGUCUGUAACCGGGACACUUCCUUUCUACUUCCUGAUUCAGAUCAUGUUGAACCUGGCCCAAGCUUUGGUCUGUGCUGUGGGUACCUUCAUCAUGUGGAAGCAUCGCUAUCAGGUCUUCUUCUCUGGGCUGCAGAUCAGCUCUCCUUCCACCCAGAAGUGGCAAAAAGUUUAGUAAAAGGGCCUCUUUUUGUUUGUGCCUUAGUGUGUCGUUACAGACAGGUAAGAAAACAGGCUAAAGGAAACGUUUUCAGACAGUAAUUGCAAUCAGAACAUCUGCAGUGCUUCUUCACUUUGAUUCGAGUCUGUAAACAUCACUGAAGGGUCAAAUCAGCCAAAACAUUCUGUAUUCCCUCAUUUAUUGUUUUUAAAUUGGAUUAUCCAACACAGGGUGAAACACAUCAUAUUUAUCAGACCAGUCAGUGACACCUCAACCUCACAUGGAUGAAGGGUAGCAGUAUGCAGCCCUGUGUGUACCUGGUACUUACCAAGUACUAAUCUAGUCAUUUCUUCGUGCUUACAGAAUACAAACCUCUAACUAGAGAAAUUGCA